AUGGCAUCAGCCCAGGCUGUUUCUCGGCCAGAUCAUUUGCCCAGGGCGCCCGGCAGUAAUAACGCCAAUCUGUUCGUCCAGCUGUACUCGGAUGGCAGCAACGGGGUAAAUACGCAAAUCAGAAGAACGUCACUGUCAUCUUUUCCUCCAUCUUCGCGUUCUGGGUCGCAAAUGUCCCACGUCUCCCGACCACCUCAAUCACCACAACCGCCUCCGCCCGUCAUCAUGUCUGAGACAGACAGAACUUCCGAUCCUAGCUCCAAAAGCAAGACUUCAUCCACGGGCACCGGCGUGUCGUCGCAACACUCUUCUCUGUCCGGAACCCGGCGCUACAAUCCCGAUGCGCACCCACCAAGGAAGCUGCGCUCGCAGUACCCCCGUGGCGCAACAGAAAAUCAUGUCGAGUACAUUCUGGUGGCGUCUUUCGACAUUGAUCGCGGAUCUGUAAUGGACCAGCAGUACCCUGUUGCCAUCACUGGAGACGAAAAUAUGCUGGCCGAGCUGAUGCUGCCUGACGGCGCCCACAUGCGGCAUGAGGAUUGGACUAUAUUUUUUCUUCACAAGGAUCAGUCCGAGGAGGAGGAGGACCAGGAGCGACAAGCCAAAGAUGCGCGCAAGAGAAGGAGGCAGUUCAGAAGGGACAAGGCGCUAGGUCUAGCAGGAGGGCGGUAUGAGGGUGAUGCCGAAGAUGACAUAGAGAACGAGGACGAUGAGUACGGCUGGGAUGACGACUCUACCGAUAGCGAGGCAGAUGGUGUAGAAGGUCCUCCGUUGAUUUACGUGCUUAACUUGGUCAACACAAAGCUGGAUAAGACGGUCAAGCGAGGAUCCAUCGUGAAGGCGAUGGCAAUAUGCACGAGGCAUCCAUUUCUACACAUCUACAAGCCACUCCUUUUACUUGCAUUAGACGAGUAUUUCAAGGCCCCUGUGCCGGAGACUCUAGCGAUGCUUUAUGACGCGGUGAACGCAAUGGACUUGUCUCUCAUGCCGAAGCUUAGCUUCCUCGAAAGGCACCUUCUCCAGGCCAGUGAGAACAAGGAUUUGUUUAUGGAGAAGUUCGAGCAAAUGGUCCAGAUGAGGAUGGCCGAGGACCGUGGGGAAGAUGUUCCUGACCAGAUCUUCGACGCAAGCAGGAGCCCCGCCAAGAGACCCGGAAUCUCCAGGGCAGGGACUAAAGCCCAUUUUGAGGGACAGUCAACAUACUCGGUACCGAGAGAUACUCAUGAGUUCGAGAGCAAGGUUGUUUACAAGGGAAUCCCAAUCCCUAUAAAAGUGCCUGUAGCCGUCAUGCCGGAGACCGUCGGCGACUUCUCGCUCAUCAAGCUCAUCCAGACAUUCUCAGAACCGCACAUAAAAUCUCCACAACCAUUCCCAUUGCAUGCGCACCUUACAACCAACGGCCCAACCACGCACCCGAUCAUCGUGCUCAUCAAUGCGUUGCUGACGCAGAAGCGUAUUGUUUUCCUCGGCCACAACAUGCCAUCUGGCGAGGUGGCUGAAGCAGUUUUGGCCUCAUGCGCGUUGGUCUCGGGUGGUCUUCUCAGAGGUUUCACACGCUUCGCGUUCCCCUAUACGGAUCUGACCAAAAUUGAUGAUCUCCUCAACGUUCCCGGCUUCAUUGCUGGCGUCACAAAUCCGACGUUCGACUUGCAUCCGGAAUGGUGGGAUCUUCUAUGCGACUUGCAGACAGGUCGAAUGAAGAUCAGCAGCCGAAUCGAGAAUGCAGCCCCGACAGAAGGCCUUUUGUACUUCAAACAGCAGAACCCGGCCUAUGCGAAUCUGGUGACGAGUGGGCCCUCGAACAGCGCGACCGCCGACUUGACGGGCGACAAUGCCUUCAUGGUCGACAUACUCAGGAGCAUAGCGGCUCGGGCCGGAGAGCGGGUCGUGAGAGCAAAGUGGCGUGACUGGGUGGUCAAAUUCACCAGGAUAGCCGCCGCGUUUGAGGAGAGUGUUUAUGGGGCCAGCGCACUCUACAUUGGUGGCGACGAGCCAGAGGGAGCGGCAGUCCCCGUGGGCGGGCAUGGAUACGUUUGGGCGGAUGAAAAUGCAAAGAUGAGGGAGCUUGCAGGCAACGUAACCAGGAUAGAGGGCUGGAGAAACACACGGAGCUACUACAGCUUCAUCCAGGACCUUGCUCAACAUUACUCCAUCAAACCCCUCAAAGGCUUGGAUCUUCACCACAUGCACGACCGUCUGCGGACGCAACGGCUGACUCCGGCUCAGAGCCGUGAGAUUUACACGGCCUUUGCGCGGCACAUACACUCGUACGACGAGAUUUGCUUGCUGCUCACGGUAGCACCCGAGUCGCACGCUGGGCUUUUCUACAUUGCCCUCGGCUUAUUUCACAAAGAUCGUGAUGUUCGUUUGCGCACGGCGGACCUACUGGAGCGCAUAAGCGAGCACGAGGCUGGCCAGCACUGGUGGAAGGCGCUCACACGGUUUGAGAAGUUAGCGUUUGCGCGUAUAAGGCGCGAGGCCGAGCUAGACAUGCGCGCGAAGCUCGAGAAGGAGGGUCUGAGUCCGGUUGAGAAGAGGAUUAGUUGA
Messenger RNA from Pyricularia pennisetigena, 2547 nucleotides. RefSeq lists its product as uncharacterized. The record is from RefSeq and is a predicted model, not a curated record. Gene Ontology annotation, cellular component: plasma membrane. The transcript has 3 exons. Bases 1 to 2547 code for a protein of 848 amino acids. NCBI's taxonomy places the organism in Eukaryota, Fungi, Ascomycota, Sordariomycetes, Magnaporthales, Pyriculariaceae. Gene Ontology annotation, biological process: actin cortical patch localization.